Messenger RNA from Guyanagaster necrorhizus, 865 nucleotides. RefSeq lists its product as uncharacterized. The record is from RefSeq and is a predicted model, not a curated record. The transcript is spliced from 2 exons. The coding region runs from base 440 to 862 and encodes 140 amino acids. NCBI's taxonomy places the organism in Eukaryota, Fungi, Basidiomycota, Agaricomycetes, Agaricales, Physalacriaceae.
UAUUAUAUAUACGCUCUACAUUAUCAUACAUACACAUAUACCGCUGACUCUCUCCAAAAUUCUGGCCUAGGCACUACCUAAUGUAGGUUCGCUCUAAUGACUACGUUCAAUGGAAACGCCAGGGGAUUCAGCGAUAGUUAAACUCAUGCAGAGCUUGACGCUUUGACGGAGCAAGCGGAUCCGGCUGGUCAAUGCGACGCUUCUUGGCAGGAGAGGACAGAACCAUCGUCGGACCUGGUAAAAUGCUCAUAUUGUCAAUGUAAGCAACAUACACAUCCUCUUUCAAGGCUCCCUUCUUUAUGCACCAAUGACUGAGGUUGAACCUCACAUCAACUGUCACACCACAAAGACUCACUAUACAGUUUGGGGUACACGGGCUUAUCCUCAGAGUCAUAUAGAGGAAGAGAAUCGAUCCAGCAUUGCCUACCCCUAGUACUCAAUGAACCCAAGCUCGUAUCCACCACGACCACCGCCGCCUCCACCGCAGCAGUACGGAGGAGGUGGAUAUGGUGGAUAUGGUGGUGAUGCAGGUGCUUAUGGUGGAUAUGGUAGCGGCACUUAUGGAGGCGGUCGCUCUGCAUACGGAGUAGACUCUGGUGCACCUCGAGGUGGUCCACCGCCCAACUCUUAUGGCGGCUAUGGUGGUUAUGGAUCUGGCGGGGCUGCUUAUGGUGGUGGUAGCGGCGGAGGUUAUGGUGGCUAUGGGCAGGGAGGCAGCUACGGAGGCAGUGGCGGCGGCAGCGGCAGUUACGGUGGUGGCUCUGGAAGUUACGGCCAAUCCAUUAAUGGUUAUGGCGGUUACAGCAGUGGAGGCCGUGGAAGCGGCGGAUACUCAUCCAGAGGUCGGGGACGUGCUUGGUGAUAA